This is a messenger RNA of Strongylus vulgaris, 1464 nucleotides long. The record is from the annotation of a GenBank genome assembly. Lineage: Eukaryota; Metazoa; Nematoda; Chromadorea; Rhabditida; Strongylidae.
AUGAAUCGAGCUGGGCUGAAGCAAAUUCAACAGGAUCUUCGCUUAUACCUAAAGAGUGUGCAGCACUCAAUGAUAGAAUUAAUCAAUGACGAUUACGCGGAUUUUGUGCAUCUGUCAUCUAAUCUCGUCAGUCUACAAAAUGCUAUAGACAAGAUUGAGAGCGACAUGAACGUGAGUGCAUCAAAUUCGGUGUCAACAAUAUGGGCUGAAUUCGAAAGCAGCACCAACGAUGCUGUCAAAACAGCCGAACGUGUUGAAUCAUUCUGCGUGGAGCUCUCUCACAACAGAUUGUCUCAGGUUGAGCUUCGCCAUCGCAUCUCUUUUUUAUCUGCAUUACAACGUCUUUCUGAUUUGAUGAAAAGUAUUCCGCAAACUCUAAGUUUUCUUUGGUUAGAGAAGGUGUCUUCAUGUCUAGUAGAUGCAAGUUCAUACAAAGAAGAUUUAGCGAAAGAUAGUCGUGAAUAUAAAAUGUUCACCAAGUUACUUGAGAGGCUGGAAACCGUCCUCUGUGAUGAGGGAGUACGUAGUGCUAGCGGAGACUGUGCUUCUCUUCCUCAUGUACUAUCUCUUCUCACAUUGGCAGACUGCACAGAAUCACUGACUGCUCGCCUAGUCUCUGACUUGAUUUAUCCAAGACUAGUCCGUCCAUCGAAGGACCACUUUGAAAUGCUGAAGGCUGUUUUUGCUGGUGUGAAAGAGAUGCGAACUAAAUGGAGUGAUCUGCUUGGGUCGAAGUACAGCGGUUCCAUACAGGCAUUUCUUGAACAGACUUUGCUCACAUUUUUGUUGACGUUCAUUGACAAGUGCAUGGGGACUGUUGCCGUUCCGAGCAAUACCUCUCUUUUUCACCGCUGCUUUACAGCCAUGCAGGACUUCAUUGAUAAUUGGCCAUCACACGCACAUUCUAGAACUAUGUUAAAAGCUGUUCGAGAUAAAUUCAACUUAGUUGUUUACUUCAAACUAGUUACUCAUAAGCUUGUUCGCCAAGUGGACAGUGAAAUGACUCCAGAAUCUUUGAAAUUCCUUGACGAGGAGCUGCAACGUAAAGAUGGUCUUCUCUGCGCAGUUUCCUCAUCAAUACUCAAAACAGUUGAAACAGUCUGGUCUGAAGAUGUUUUUCUUUAUCCUAUUGCAGACAAAUUGUGGGACCUCACACUGCGCUUACUAGGGAAGCAUUUAGCUUGGGCUAGAGCCCUUUUGGAAGCUGCUAAACGCAAGGAAACUUCUGGUUGGGGAGGAGUCGAGCCAUGGCGCGCUCUCUUAGCUGCUCGAUGUGAUCUACAGAACUUGCAUUCCAAAAUUUUCGAUAUGGCUCUUGAGGAGUUGUGGCCUAAACUAGGAGAUAUGGGAAUCGAUACUUCUCUGUUUGGCCAAUGUCUUACUCGUUUUGGUAUCCUUGUUAAUGAGGAAUGUACAAAAAUUGAUGAAGAAAUCAGCACUUUAGUUUCUUCUGCUCUGUCGAAG